CACUUUACACCACCCACCUAGCUUCCCGCCGUGGCUUGUCUCGUCCCCGGCUCCACCAGCCCCCUGCAGAUGCUAGUCCGCAGCUCCUCACAUUGCUAAAUCGCCGCGGCUGCCAUGGAAACUGCCAAAGUCCUUGUCCGCACCAUUGCGCGCAUCUUCUACGACGUCGAGCAGAUAGUCGUCAUUGAUGCGCUUGUCAAUCAUGGCGCCAUCUCCGCUGCCGACCUGUCGCUGGUCAUGGACGAGGGCAAGAACCACAAGAAGGUCCAGAAGUACUGCGCCAAGCUGAGAGAGGGCGGGCUGGUGUCAGUCUAUGUGCGCUCCGAGACGCGCGAGGGUGCGCAGAAGCCGACGAACAAAGAGUACUACUACAUCGACUACCGCAAAGCCGUCGACUCGACAAAGUACCGCAUUCACAUGCUGGACAACAACAUCAAGGCGGUCGCAAAGCCCACGCAAGAGAAAAAGGAGUACGCCUGCCCGCGGUGUAGCUCACAAUGGACACUGAUGGAAGUACUGGACAACCCAGACCCGUCGGGAAAAGGGAGCGGGUUCCUGUGCAAGCGAUGCAACGCGCCACUCAAAGCGCGCAACCAAGGACCUGACGCCGAGCCGGAAGCCGACGACGCGCCCGCGCGCUUCAACAACCAGUUCAAGCCGCUACUGGACCUGCUGCAGCAAAUCGACAAAGCGGUCGUGCCUGCAGUAACGGGCGAGGAAGCUGUCGCAAACGCGAAGCCCGUACCUCGUGAUGAGCAGAUCAACCCCGCGCAGAAGACCGAGGUCGUCGUCGACGAGAUGCUACGCCCCACCGCCGUACGCGGUAUCCAGACUGGCCCCGACAAGGUCGACAUCACGAUCCAGACGGAUGAGCAGAACACGGCGGCGGAGCUGGCCGCCGAGGCCGAACGCCGUGCCAAGAUUGCCGCUCAAAAUCAGCUCCCCGUCUGGCAUACGCAGUCGACGGUCGCGGGCAGCGAGGGCAUGUCACUCAAGCAGAAUGGUGUCGCGGGCGCUGCUGAUGGUGCUACGUCCCUACUGGCCGGCAACAGCGCCGCGGCGACCGAGGACAAGAAGUCAAGCAACGCUGACCUGGACGCGUACUUUGAGGCACUGAAGCAAGAGCAGGAUCGCAAGGCCAAGGAGGAGGAAGAGGAGGAAGAAGAGGAAGACGAUGAGGACGAGUUCGAGGACGUGGUCACUCCAUCCGUUGCCGCAACCCCAGUGCCUGCAGCUGCACCUGCCGAUGGCGCGGCGCCCGACGCCAAGCGCAUCAAGCUCGAGGAACCAGCCACGGCUACGGCGCUCUCACUUGCUCCUCCGGCCCCAGCAGCAGCGGCGCCCGCGUCGUCGGCCCAACCGUCGGAGGCGGCCGAGUCGGACGAAGACGACUUCGAGGAUGUAGUUUGAGUAGGUGGGCUGGCUUUUGGUGCUGGCACUGCAUUGCAUUUACUUGGGGUGGGAUUAGGGGUCCCAAAACGUUUGGCUUUGAGGGAGGACUGGCUUUUUUGAUGCUGGCUGGUGGGUUGGUGAUUGCAUUUGCAUUUGCGGGCGUAAUAUGGGGGAUUGAAUUAAUAGGGGAGGAGUUGAGCUCAAUUCAUUGCUCAAUUGACUAUUUCCACGGAAAUGGCUGUUUCUUUGUCUCCCUGCCUGCUUGGGCUUACUUUGUCUUGCCUUUGUUUUUGAUAUGGAUGUGCCUGCUGAGAGACUUUCGAACAAUACAUUUUUUUAAAUGGUUCAGCGCCAUGUCAAU
Molecule: messenger RNA, 1753 nt
Organism: Aplosporella prunicola CBS 121167
Lineage: Eukaryota; Fungi; Ascomycota; Dothideomycetes; Botryosphaeriales; Aplosporellaceae
Exons: 3
Coding region: 115-1410 (431 amino acids)
Biological process (GO): transcription open complex formation at RNA polymerase II promoter; transcription initiation at RNA polymerase II promoter
Cellular component (GO): transcription factor TFIIE complex
Source: RefSeq, a predicted model, not a curated record